AUGUGUCCAGACAUACUAGAAUUGCUCCUUCGUCAAAAUCGAAUUGCGUUAACAUCUGACAUCGAACAAGCAUUCUUGCAAAUUUCUCAUGCUGAUGAAGACAGAAACGCAGUCACGCUUCUAUGGAACGAUGGUGAAUUAAAUGGAACCAAAAUAAAGGCUCCUCGUAUGACAAGGGUCAUUUUUGGAGCAACAUCUAGUCCGUUUCUUCUCAGAGCUACUCUUAAUGUACACGCUAACAAAUACAAGUUACAGUAUCCAAACGUAUUUUCCAUGCUAACUGAAAAUAUGUAUGUUGACGACUUAAUCGCUGGAGCAGAUGAAGAAUCAGAAGCAUUCGAGGAAUCGGAACAUAUUAAACGCAUACCGAAAGAAGAUGGAUUUAACAUGCGGAAGUGGAAAACAAAUGAAACGAAUUUACAAAAACUAUGGAACGAAGAAGAUUUUGCACAAGAUUCGACUUUGUUUUAA
Molecule: messenger RNA, 471 nt
Organism: Stegodyphus dumicola
Lineage: Eukaryota; Metazoa; Arthropoda; Arachnida; Araneae; Eresidae
Source: RefSeq, a predicted model, not a curated record